Messenger RNA from Gamsiella multidivaricata, 2556 nucleotides. RefSeq lists its product as uncharacterized. Bases 163 to 2466 code for a protein of 767 amino acids. The record is from RefSeq and is a predicted model, not a curated record. The transcript is spliced from 8 exons. Lineage: Eukaryota; Fungi; Mortierellomycota; Mortierellomycetes; Mortierellales; Mortierellaceae. Gene Ontology annotation, biological process: lipid metabolic process.
CCCAAAGAAAACAAAACGAGAGGAGUUUAGUUGCACGUGCAUUGUGCAUUAGAAAAUUGGGCAAAGUUAGAGGGAGCAAGCGAUGGCCACUCCGCUGCUGCUGCUCAUUCUUGUUCUCAUCCAUCAUCCUUCCCCACUUUUGCAUCUCGACCCGCAAGUACCAUGUCCUAUGGCGUCCCCCCACCUUUUGCCCGGCCAAAGGCAGCAACCAGAAUCAGCACUUCGUCCAUUCACGCCGUUACUGGGAACGCUGUCAUGGGCUUGGCUUCUGCACCAGACCUAAUUACACAACAACCCACAAGGAGGGCAAGCAUGACGACCUCUCCCGUCACCAAGACCUCCAUAACACACUCGGGGUUUAAUAGCCCAGUUCUAUCAGGGUCUUCUUCCAGUCUUCUCACUACCCCCACGACCUCAUCCCCCGUAACAGCCACGUCGGAAUCAUCCACAGCAUCCAAUUCGUCCAUAAACAGCGCGGCUACCCAGUUGCUCUCAAAAGUGUCCGAGGAGAUCAAACAGCGGCCCUGGAGGCCAUUACCCGACAAGCGACUGCAGAUUAAUGUGAAGCGAAUUGAGCUCAACGAGAUCCUGCAACGCCCAUACGUCAUUUUAACUCUUGGAGAUCAAGCAUUCCAAACUUCUACCUCCGAACACCAACACGGCGACUGGAACGAAGGAUUUGAGUUUCGGGUCACAUACCAUGCACAGCUCUUUGAUAGUCUCCAGCUGGAUUUGUAUGACAGGAGUAUUCUUCUGCGCGACAGACAUGUAGGGCGGGCAGAGAUCAAACUAUCGCAUCUAGAAGGCUUGCCAGAAUCAUUCACAAGCUUCUAUGAGAUCUGGGAUCGUACAAAAUCCGUCAGCACAAUGUCCAAUCUUGCAGGGAAAAAGACGCUGUCAUCCAAUAUCGGGGCCAUUCAGCUCCGUAUCCAUUAUCGGUACCAGAAACCACCACAGCUGGAAGAUAAUGCUGGACCCACUCUCUCUAUUGUCCCAGCGCCCAAGCUUUCAAGCGAGCUGGAGGACGACUCGAAUUUUUUGGCACAACUUUCAGAAGCAAUGAUGGAUGAUGCCUCUGACACGAGGUUCCAGAAGUAUGAGGACCCGGACAACAAGGAGAGCAAUGCUCAACAGACAGAGCUCAAGUUUGCCACGGUGGAGGAGGACGAUACUGUGGUCCAAUACCCAAUCCUGGAUAUGGUCGGAUCGUGGACUAUUGCUCCGGAAACACAAAAGGUCGUCAAGGCAGUCAUUCGCUUGGUGACUGCUUUCGGACAGGGAUUCGAGUUGACAAAUACACAGAUCUUGGCAGGCGUCGUAGUACUGGAGCGAUAUUAUCGCGACGUAACGAGUGAAAGGAUGGACACUGGACUAGCCACACUGGAGCAGGUCGAGCAUGCGGGAUACUUUUGGCGUUUUUCUAUGGCUUGCUACGGAUGGGCUGGCAUUAACUUUGUAGGCAAAGGAAACGGGAUCAUCAAAGACUUUAUCCGCUGGCGGUCUGAUCAUGCGUGCGCAAUUGAUUUCCUCCGUAUUCCAAAGGAGGAUCUGCUUGCAUACGAAUUCCACGCAUCCAAGGUGUUCCAUCCAAGCUACUAUGUCGCCCUUGAUCGGGCGACGAAUUCGAUUGUUUUGGCAAUUCGCGGCACGAUGAGUGCUUUUGAUACCCUGACCGAUUUGGUGUGCGAAUAUCAGCAGUGGAAGGGCGGUCUUGUCCAUGGCGGUAUGAAGACAUCAGCCGACUGGUUUAUGAAGAAUCUUGUCCCGCAGCUCGUCGCCUAUAUCUCCAAACACAAGGUGUCAGCCCUUAACAUUGUAGGCCAUAGCUUGGGUGGAGGUACGGCGUCGAUUUUGACCAUGAUGUUGUUGGAUCACCAGCACGAGUUCCAGUCCAUGAUGAAGGGGCAGUUCCGGAUCCAAUGCCAUGCCUUUGCACCAGCAUGCAGUGUCUCCAAGGAUCUGGCUGACCGGUAUCGGGACCACAUCCGAUGCUAUGUCUACGAGGACGAUAUUGUCAGUCGAUUGAGCUAUGGAAGCAUGAUGGAUGUCAAGACUAUGAUGCUGGGAGCAGUCGAAGCUGCAGCUCAUAUGGGCUUGACCAAGGUCUUUUUGACAGGUACAGAGGAGGACUGGAAACCGACCCUGCAGGCAGUGUCGGAAGUGAGGCAGCAGAUCAAGGCCUCGGCUAUUCAGCACCCAAAGCUUUACAUUGCAGGAGCGGUCUUCCAACUCUGGCGUCAUUUGGAGGAACAGAGUUGUGUAGAAAUGAAGCCUGCCUCGAACCGCCUUUGCGAGGAGGUCCUGAUCAAACCAGCAGCACUCUCGCAACAUUUGCUCGGUAUUCUCGACAAUGCAUUUCCCAAGGCCAGAGAAUCGAGCAUGAUGAUACCCUCUAACCGCGCGGCCUCGCCUACAAAGCUCGCUCAAGAGCCAGUUAUCCAACUCACUCACAAAAAGUCAUCCUAGAUUGUAAUAUAGAAUAUAGAAAUAAACAGCAGCAUUGUCAAGAUGAUCUCGACUUUUCAUUGUACGAUAUGAUACAGGGGUAGAAUAUGG